This is a messenger RNA of Amborella trichopoda, 2028 nucleotides long. Its product is annotated as histone-lysine N-methyltransferase ATXR3-like protein. Gene Ontology annotation, biological process: protein import into chloroplast stroma. Gene Ontology annotation, cellular component: chloroplast inner membrane. Lineage: Eukaryota; Viridiplantae; Streptophyta; Magnoliopsida; Amborellales; Amborellaceae. The record is from RefSeq and is a predicted model, not a curated record.
AUUUCCUCUCCACUCCAUGAAUCCAAGUUUUGAAAUACACGUGCACCCAUCUCAAGUACCUCUUUAACGGGUUCCGGGCGGCGUAAAUCCGGUUGGUUGCAUUUGUUUAGACGCUGCGAAUCCGGUUCGAUGCACAUGACUUGCAGCUCAAUAGGCGGGCAGUACUCUAAAUUAUCUGCACCAUUUCCACCGCUGACGAUCAGGGUUUUGCAUUUUUCUUUCCUAUUAUUCUCGGAGAACUAGGGUUUCCGGUCUUACUGGCUGCUGCACUUUCCGGUAGUUUCCUCCAUGACAAGCCCAUGAAUUGGGGUUAGAGUUUUCUCUCGUCAUAGUUGCAGAAACAGAAGCUUAGGUCUUAUGGCUUCCUUGCCUCCUGACAGGUUCGGCCAUAGCUGGUUCAGUAGACCUCCUAACCCGCUGCCUGCAAACCCUAACUUUUGCUGGAUUUCAACAAACUGGUUCAAGAAGAACGAGCCACCUCAAAAGCCAUUAGUGGCCAACAAUCGAUAUAAGGAGAAGCUUGAGAGGUUUCUAUGGGAGCAAGAAAACCUACCUGAUUACAGGCACGCACCAGAGGUUGAAGAAAUUCUCCAUGAGGACUCUGUUUUCGACAAGAAAGAGCUCACACCAGAAGAGAAAGCAGAUAAUGAGAAAUGGUGGGAUAAGUUCGAGAAGAGCCCGGUUGUCAAAUUUCUUGUUCGAGCUGAAGAAAUUGCAGAUGCCGUUAACGAGAUGGAGUUGAAAGAGAAUUCAGUUCCUUUUAGGAAGGAGGACCAUGAUCUAUGGAAGGCUUUACCUAAUGUUCCCGGGCUUGAUGGUAGGCCAAUGCCAAGGAAAGCCAUUAAAACGGAGAAAGAAGCACAUGAUAAGUUUUGGGACUUCUGCAAGCAGUUCCUUUUUGGUUUAUGGGGCUUUAGGCAAAGGCCUUAUCCACCCGGUCGCCCUAUUGAUGUGGCACAGGCAUUCGGGUACAAGAGGCUCGAGAAACGUUAUUAUGACUUUAUCAUGAGGAGUGGCGGUUUCUACUACAAGGAUCGGUUAGGUCGCACUAGAGGACCAUGUGAGCUAAUUCAGCUCAAAACUUCUUGGGCUGCUGGGAUAAUUGAUACAAACACUUUCAUAUGGGGGGAAGACAUGGAUGAAUGGGCACCAAUUGGCAUGGUUUAUGGCUUGCAACCAGCAAUUGCCACAUGGGAAGUAAGGCUAGGGGCUGCUGCAACAGCUGCCCUUCAUAAAAUGGGGAAAGGUAUACCUCCCUGGGUUCCCCUUAAGGGAUUCGAGAAGAAGUCCUACAAGCAGCUUCAAGAUGAAGCCAUUGAGAGCAAGAGGCGCGAUCUUGCUGUUCUUGAAGCCAAUGGAGGGGUAUGGCCUGGUGAAAGAAUUCCCAGUCAUGCCUUGUUUCUUUGGGCCAGUGGAUCUGAGCUCACCACUAUAUUGGAAGAAGACCAUAUGCCAAACAAAUUUAUCCCAAAAGAUCUCAGGAAACGUUUGCAAGAGAUAAUCCCUGGAUUGAGGCCUUGGGAGGUUCUUAGUAUAGAGCAAGCUAUGGACCAGAUCACUUAUGAUGGAGGGUGGUAUCGCGAGCCAUUAGGUUCCUACACUACUGGUCCUCCAUACAUUAGGCAUUGGAACAGAGACGUGAAGAGAAUGUUUAGGCUUUUCCACAACCUCACCAAUAGAGUUUACCAAAAGCUUGAUCGUGUAAUCCCUGGAUUCAAAGUGAUCAUGGAUAGGGUUCAGCAAGAUGUGAAUGAGAAGGACAAAAGGCGUGAGGAAAAGCAAUCUCAGAAGAAACGGGGAUUUGAGGAAAUUAUCGAGAAAGGUAUAUCAGACGUUCCAAUUUCGUAACGGUCUUUUAUUUUUCACAUUUUUGUAAAGAGGACUUGUGGUGUUCACGCUUGAAUUCUUGCUGUUCACUUUAUCCUCUGUUCUUCAUGGUUGAGCCGUUUGUAUAUUAUGCAAGUUAACCUUCCUGCUUAUUUCUAUUGAAUAGUGGAAAAAAGUGAAAUUACCGGAUUCCUCACAAUA